Molecule: messenger RNA, 687 nt
Organism: Parastagonospora nodorum SN15
Lineage: Eukaryota; Fungi; Ascomycota; Dothideomycetes; Pleosporales; Phaeosphaeriaceae
Exons: 1
Coding region: 1-687 (228 amino acids)
Source: RefSeq, a predicted model, not a curated record
AUGACAUCAGUGAAGACGAGGAAGAAGAAGAGGAAGAGGCAAAACAACACGGAGAAAAAAAAAGGUGCAGAAGAAAAGAUGGAUCUGCGUUUGAUACUGAUCCAAACAGUCGGCAGCAUCAAGGUUGCAUACAAUGCGAACAGAAGUCCAAGUUCUCCAGAUCCUGACCUCUUGCAGCUUUCUGCCGAGGAUGCAGAAGCAUUUUUUGCGUUCAUAGUCCUCCGCAAGGGUAGCUUGCCUCUAGAUCUAAUGCUCGAGUGGAAAUACGGCGUGCAUGCACACUCCUCUUCCAACAUUCCAAGCUUCGUGUCAACAGUCUUGCAGGACUGGCAGGACAGCUUUGGAAGAGUCACUAUCACCACCACAAUCUCGGACGAUCGUGACGGACCGAUGGGCCAAGUACAGGAGCAGGGCAAGCAGAACGACGAGGAUACGCAACACCCAGUCCAGGCCACUCCAAUCAUCAGUAUAAGAAACCGACUCCGCCGGGAAGCAGAGCAAUGUGCACGGCAACUUAUACGCAGCAAUGAUUGCGGGAUGCCGAGGGUUCAGCUUAGCGUUGGAAAGCAGUUUGCCCACUGGAUGGAAAUCAGAAUGUACUUUCAGACGGUGGAGACAGUCGAUUCGGAGAUGGGGAGGGCAACACCACUUGCAGGGCUCGACGAAAGAUAUCAACCCGAUGUCUAG